This is a messenger RNA of Daphnia magna, 7278 nucleotides long. RefSeq names its product unconventional myosin-XVIIIa (gene Mhcl). The record is from RefSeq and is a predicted model, not a curated record. Gene Ontology annotation, molecular function: protein binding; ATP binding; cytoskeletal motor activity. Gene Ontology annotation, cellular component: myosin complex. Lineage: Eukaryota; Metazoa; Arthropoda; Branchiopoda; Diplostraca; Daphniidae.
GCGAACCUGUUGUAGUAUACAUUGGCUGCUGCUGUCAUUUACGUACUCGCCUAAAAAGCUGCAGACGUCAAGCAUUGCUGGCGCCUAAAAGUUAUCAAUCGGUUUCAAGUUAAAUAGUUCUGUUCAUUAGUACCGUUCGAUGAGCUUUCAGGAUUUGCCGCCAUGUUCAGCUUUAUGAAGAAGGACAAGGCAGACAAACGGGAUAAAAAGGAAAGAAAAGAAACAAAAAAGCCUCAAACCAAAGAUGCUGCUUUCCAAGCAUCUGGCAGUGGAAGUGGUGGAAUUCUUUACGGAGCAUCUGCCGCAACCGCCUCGUCGUCAGCAGCAUCCGGCAAUGAUAAACUAACAGCUGACGAGCUGCUCCGAUUGGAUGAAGUUAGACGAAGUUUGAAAAUUCGUACACGGCGCAAAGAGAAGGAGAAACUGCCCAGUGGAAUCACUGCCGACUACACCGCCCAUUUGGGUCUGCAUUUGGUAGACGGGGGUCUGUCCAGCACCAACAACGCGCCGGUCUGGCCUGAGCUCCACAGUCCCAUAAGCGAUGGAGGGAGUUGCACGAGCGAUGGGACGCCCAGCUUGAAUUCUCUGACUUCAUCAACGGUUACGACAUCAACGAUGAUGAUGAUGAAACAGGAGACGUUUUCCGUUACCACCCCUAUGCCGGUACCGCCGGCUCGAGGGAUCCUCAAAGGCAAGUCGUCGUAUGGGCUGGAAUCGCCUCCGUUAUUGGAGCUUGACGAUGACAACAAAUUGGUGGAAAACACGUUGAAAAACGAGUUGAUUAUUUACGAGAAGCCGCCGGCUGUUUUGGGCAUGAAAAAGGCCCUUGGUCCAGCAACAGCAGCAGCAGCAGCAGCCCACUCCGUACUGCCUCCCCCUCUGCCCAAAUCGCAGCCACCCUUACCAGCAAAUGGCGCUUUUCAGCGAGCAAAGGCGGACGCGCGAAUACAAGAAGAAGACACGUUCACUUAUAGCUGUCCACGACCACAUUUGGCUCCGUUGGACGCAGCCACAGCUGCAGCUAUCGCCGCUGCCGCAGGUCUCGUUCCAGCUGAGAAUUCUAGGCCAUCUGGUGCCUUGUCCACCACUGCCAAAGCGUCGGCCAAACUGUUGUGGAGCGAACCUCCUGGCGAAGGAUCUGGAUGGUUGGAUCGCAUCAAAACCCACAAAAGUCUUCAUUCCUCAUCUUCUUCCUUGCCGUCUUCACUGCCUCUGCCUGCCCUCUUUGAGCCGGCCCUACCCGAACCAAGAGACUUGACGCUGCAACGCAAGGAGACGGGCGAUUUCGGUUUCUCGCUCCGCCGCAGCGUCGUGGUCGAACGGUCGCCUAAUGAUCCCUCCAGGAAUUCGGUGAAGAGGACGGUGAUUUUCGCCGAACCGGUGACUGGAAACACCAACAAGCAAUUGGACGCGGCUCUUCUACCUGGCGACCGACUGCUCGAAGUCAACGGUCAAAACGUUCAGAACACGAACCGCGAAGACAUCAUCGAUAUCAUCCGCAAUUCGGGAUCCACCGUCACGCUCAAGGUGCAGCCCGUGGCAGAAUUGGUAGAACUAUCUCGCCGCUGGGCGGCUGAUGGUCGUCAAAUUCGCCUGAACGACGUCAUCGCUAAAGGUGGAACUCUGCGCCGGACCGGAUCCUUACGCCACCGCCAUACAAAGGCCAAAUCCGAUGAUGAAUUGACCAAAGAAAAGGAAUGGAUCGAAUCGGGCCGAGUCUGGUUGCAGCACAGCGAUGGAUUCACAUCGGCCCGUCUGGACGCCGUCGGCGAUGCUCCAGUCGAAGAGGGUCGUGUCCGCUUGAAGCUGGACGGCACCGGUGAGGUGGUGGUGUCGGUCGACGAAGACGAAGUCGUCAAAGCCAAUCCUCCGCAAUUCGAUUUGGCAGAGGAUCUGGCCCAGUUGCGACACCUCAACGAAGCGUCGCUGUUGCACACGUUGCGAUGCCGUUACGCCGCCAGCCUGCCGCACACCUAUGCCGGACAAAGUCUUAUCGUUAUCAAUCCCGUCACACCUUUGGCCGUCUAUUCCGAACGGAUGAUCCAGCUGUUCCGCGGAUGCAAAUCCGAGGACAUGCCUCCCCACAUUUAUUCGUCGGCUCAAUCGGCUUACCGUUCCAUGUUGGCCACGCGCAGCGAUCAGUCGCUCAUCUUUGUCGGCCGCAGUGGAUCCGGCAAAUCGCACAACUUCCGCAAUUCGCUGCACUACCUCUGCCUAGCUGCCGGAUGUCCGUCCAAGGUGAUCACCGUCGAAAAACUCAACGCCAUUUUCUUGCUGCUGGAAGGGUUCGGCAACUGCCGCACCGGCCUCAACGCCAACGCCACGCGAUUCACCAACAUCUUUUCGCUGGAUUUCGACCAAUCUGGGCAAAUCGCUUCCGGUUCCAUCCAAGUGUUGAUGCCGGAACGGGAGCGCGUGAUACGACGGCCAGAAGGCGAGCCGUCGUUCAACGUCUUUUACGAACUGGUGGCUGGAGCGACGGGCGAGCUGCGUCGCUACUUGCAGCUGGAAAACAUCAGCACGAACACGAACGAGCCGUGUGCCUUUAUGACGCCGUUGCAGUCAGCCGAAGAGCGUCAAAAGGCGGCCGUCAGUUAUGCCCGUCUCGUGGCCGCCUUGGAGUCGCUAGGUGUGGCCGAAAGCGAUAGUCGAUGCAUCUGGUCCAUUUUGGCCGCCAUUUACCACCUGGGAGUGGCUGGCGCUAUGCGAGGUGCGACCAACAACAAGAUCGUUUUCGCCCGGCCGGCUGCCGCCCAGCGAGCCGCCAUUCUUUUGGGAAUCGGAUCGUUGGAAGAGCUGGCCCAGAUGGCGUUUUACGCCACUCCCGUCCAAGGCUUGAUCAUGAAUGGACGCUCUUCUUUCCGGACGGCGUCGCCCGUCCAUGAAAGUGCCAAGUCCUCGGCGUUGGCCGACAAACAUCUCGAUCCAACCGAAGCCUUGGAAGGAUUCGCCCAGGGACUUUACGUGGAGGCGUUCAGCGCCUUGGUUGCCUUGAUCAAUCGAUCGAUUUCUUCGACGGCACGCACCAUCAGCUCCAUCGUAGCCGUCGACACUCCGGGCUUCCAAAAUCCGGGCACGACCAGCAACCCGAUGGGAGAGCGAGCCGCCACCUUCCAGGAUCUGUGCCAUAACUACACUCAAGAGCGGCUGCAGCUGCUCUUCCACGAUACGCACAUCACUGCCCAGCUCAACCGCUACGCUCAAGAACACAUCGACAUCACGUUGGAAAGCGGGACGGGCGAAGAAGAAAUGCCAUCGCCCGAGCCUCUCGUCGACUUGCUGGACAGGGCGCCCCAGAGCGCCGUGGCGCGAGCUCAGUCGGCCACCAAUUUACGCGACGUCGAACGACGCGGAUUCCUUUGGCUGCUGGACGACGAAGCGCUGGUCAGCACGACCAGCGAAGACGAGCUGCUGGACAAACUGUCGGCCAUGUACAACGAUCGCGCCUUCGACAAGCUCUUCACCAGGCCAGAGGGCGUCGGUUCCAGGAAACAGCUGAUGAUCCACCACGGCCAGGGUACCAACAGCGUCCUCUACGAUCUGGACGGAUGGUUGAAAUCGGCCCGCGAGAUGCCCACCACUCGCAACGCCGCCCUGGCCCUGACCGAAUCCACCAAGGAGGAAAUGGCUUCGCUCUUCCGAUCCUGCCGCGGCCCCUUGCCCACCACCGUCACUGGCUCGGUGGCUGGAAUCGAAGGAAGCCAAUCGCUGCGCAGGGCGUCCAGCAUCCGCCGCACCUUCACGUCUGGCACUGCCGGCAUCAAGCGCAAAUCGUUGGCCCUUCAGUUGAAGUUCCAAGUGGACGGCCUGAUUGAGACACUACGCCGGACCAAACCGCGUUUUGUUUACUGCUUUAUUCCGAAUCACCGGGCAGGUUUGGUGGACUCGAGCUCAUCGACUUUUGCCUCCAACGACGAUUCCCUUCAAGUGCCUUUGCUUCGUUCGCAGUUGCGUGGAUCGGAAUUGCUUCCGGCCAUUCGUUUGUAUCGACAAGGCUAUCCGGAUUAUAUGCCACUUGGCGAAUUUGUCCGCCGUUUCAACGUUGUGGUGCCACCUGACGCGUUGCCCGCUUCUCUGCUGACGGGUCUCAACAACUCGACGGCCAGCGAGAAACAAGCGGCCGAAAUCCUUUUGCUACAUAUCGACAUGGAACGAUCAUCUUACCGCCUCGGUCUUAGUCAGGUUUUCUUCCGGCCGGGAGUUUUGUCUCAACUGGAAGAUCAGCGCGAUGAAAAAAUCACGAGCCGUGUCGUCAAAUUCCAGGCGCAAUGUCGAGGCUUCCUGGCGCGCAAACGCUUAAUCAAACUCAAGGUGCAAGAUGUUGCCAUUCGCUGCAUCCAACGCAACGUGCGCAAAUUGCAGGCCAUUCAGGUGUGGCCUUGGUGGCGCCUAAUGCUCCGUUUGUCUCCUCUGCUCAACGUCCACCGGACCGAAGAGGAGCUCAAAGCGAGAACGGAGGAAGCCGAGAGUCUGCGCAGUAGAGUCACCGCUCUUGAAAAAGAGCGCGCCGAUCUCAAAUACGUCGCCGACCGACUUGAAACCAAGGUCAGCGAGUUGACUGCCGACUUGGCCGAAGAACAUUCGACCGCCAUUUUGGCUACGGAACGUCUCGAAGCUGAAUCGGCCCAAAGGAUGAAGCUGGAAAAGGAUUUUGGCGAACUUGAAGCCAAAUUCCGCAAAUUGUCUGGCGAUCAUGAAAAGAUGGAAAUGGAAGUGUUGCUGAACCGCUCUGCCGGCCUUAACGGCAGCGGUAGCGAGUACAUGAUGAGCGCGGCCGAGGACGACGACGACGAUGACGACGGCCAACCGAACGUCUUCCGCCAAAAGUGCGAGCGCAUGUCCCGCGAACUGGAACUGGCCAAGCAAAGGCUGGCCCAGCAGCACGAGGACGAUCUGGAGCAGAUGGUGACCAUCAAGAAACAAUUGGAAAAGAAACUCAACGACGCCUACGAGGAAGUCGAAGAGCAACGCCAAGUCGUCGCCCAGUGGAAGCGCAAAUCGCAGCGAUUGGCCGCCGAACUGAGCGACACUCGUCUCCUCCACGAAGAUCAGACCAACCGCAACGCCGUCCUCGAGAAAAAGCAGCGCAAAUUCGACACGGAAUUCCAACUGCUCCAGGACGAAUUGCGACAGGAGCGCGCAAACAAGGAACGGGCCAUGAGAGAACGCGAUGCCGCCAUCACCGACAAACUCACUUCCGAGCAAACUCUUCAGAGUGUUCAGCUUGAUCUGGAGAUGAGGGGCGAACGGCUAGCAGCUCUCACCAAAGAACUCGACGAAAUGACCACCGAAGGUCGAUCCGAUGCUGACAUGGCCGCUAUUAGAAGAGCCAAGCAUGAACUUGAGAUGAAAGUCAAAGAUCAGGAGGAAGAACUGGAUGAAUUAGCCGGUCAAGUUCAGUUGCUAGAGUCAGCCAGGCUGCGGCUAGAAAUGGCUAUGGAGCAGAUGAAGAAAGAAAACAAGAAGGAACUGGCGCAAAGAGAGGAAGAGAUAGAAGACACUCGUUGCAGUGCCCAGAAAAAAGUCAAAGCAUUGGAGGCUCAGUUGGAAAGUGAGCAUGAAGAACGAACACUACUGGUCAGAGAGAAGCAUGAACUGGAACGCCAGCUGCUCUCCAUGGCCCAGCACGCCGCUCACGCUGCCGACGACGACACCAUCCAAAAGCUGAAACGUGACCUGAAACGCCGAAAGGCCCUCUUGAAAGAUGCUCACAGCCAACUGGAACGGUGCAGAUCGGAAACGCCAAGCAAAGUCUUGCUCAGGCAGCUGAAAAAUCAGCUAGAAGAUUCCGAGUUUGCUAGAACAGCCGCAGUUAAAGGUCGUCAGCAUGCCGAACAAGAACUGCUCGAAGCUCAACAACAACUAGAUGAAGCACUGAGGCUGCGUGGUGAAACGGAAGACAAGUACUUGAGUUGUAACAGAGAGCGCAGCAAUUAUCAGAGUCAAGUGGACGACUUGGAGGUGGAAUUGAACGAAGUCAUGCGCAAGUACAAGGCCGCGGUAGCCCAGCUUACCGUUGACCAAAUCACUCUUCAGGAUCAGACUGCCCAAUUGAUGACUCUCGAACACGAAAAGUCUUCAUUGAAAGAACAGGUGGCCGAGUUGAGCGCUAGGCUCGAGUGUUUAGAGAUUGACACAAAGUCUGUCCAUACACAAAAACGUAUGGAAUUGAAAGUCAAGGAACUGGAAUCGAGAGUCGAACUGGAGCAAACGUUCCAAGUCACGAUUGGAGACGCAAGUUGCACGACUCAAAGAGAUGUUGGAUAAGAGUAACCUCGAACUAGACUCGCUCCGCUGUAAGGAACAACUGUCUCAAGAAAGCAGUAAACGCCUGCAGCGUCAGUUGCGUGAUGUCCGCGAAGAGUUGACGGGAUCAGAGCAGCGAGAUGCCGACACGUCGCAGCAAUUGCGAGAACUUGAGCAACGCAUCGAAUUGCUGGAAUCAGAAAACGCCACAUUGGUAAAGGAUUUAUCGUUGGCCCUGCGCCGAAUCGAAGACCUUCAAGUCGCCAUGCAAGGUGAAAUGGAUACGUCAGAUUCGGAUCAAGAUCCGCACUCUGUCGAAAGCGACAGCGAUGACGACUCGGACACGUCAUUCCACACAUUCCUCAGUCAACGCAAGUACGGCAGUACUUCCGGUGUCAGUUCGGCCUCGGAUGCGCGCCGUCAAUCCCCUAUGGGACUCGAUAGUCCGUCCAGUAGCCGCGUUGAUCUGACGCUGACGCUGGAGAAGCAAGAAGACGAAUCUGUGGCAUAAAAUAUCGCAUCGUUCUAUUAACUUCAAUAUCAUAAAAAUAAUAAUAUGGAAUUAUUUAGUUAUCUUCUUUCCCCCUACUAUCCCUUUUUUUUUUUCUACCUUAACUGCCUUUUCCAAUUAGCGUUACAUUUGUAUAUAUAUAUAAUUAAUAAUUAUUUGAUAAGACAACACGUUCUUCCCCUUCUCCAUCCGCCUUGAUUAGUUUCAUCGUUGAUAGAUUAACUUUGUUGGUCUUGUCGUUUUCUUCUUUUUCCCCUUUUUCUUAUCUGGCACUCUCACCCACUUGUUGCUCCAAGCAUUUUCUGUUUGAUUAUCAACUAGCUGCCAAUCAGCAAUUCUGCCCUUCCCCCUUCCUUGCACCACACCGUAUGAUUUACUUGAUCCGUGUAUGAUAGACAGAACUUGCUCACAUACAAACAAAACAAAAAAUUAAUAUAACGAAUCCCCUCCCCCAACCACAAAAUCCCGUCCUCUGUCCGCCCCGUACGGAACCGAGAGAAAUACAAACCCAUUCUAAUAUU